AUGAAGAUAGACACAUGCUUACAUGGUAAGUAAGUUUACCAAGAAGUUGGAACAACCGGUCCUUAAACGACAAAUGCGAUUGGUCAGUUCUAAUGGAAUAAUCGACCGAUAAGCUAAUUGGAGAUAGGAAAAUUGGUCCAUAUAUAUGGACUUUUAUGGACUUUAUCGAGCGCCUGCGCCGUCCGCUUUUAGUGCAUCGUCACACGGUCGCGUCGCGACACAUACUAACACAUACGCUUGCGUACUUGUGUUUGUCUCAUCACUCUUGUCCGUCGUCGUCGCCGCAUGAUUCGUAUCGGUUCGCACGUGUCGUCUAGAAUCUGGAAUUGACGAAGCAUCCAGAAGCAUCGAAGCAUAAUAUUGGAAGUGGAAGUGAGCAAAGUUUCUACCGAUUUGAAUAAACAUAGUAUUAAUUAAAUAAAUAAUACUCAUAAAAACGAAAUAGUGUAGAAAAUACUAGGCAUAAUGCCGUGGAUAGUAAUAAAAUUCAAUAAAGAAAAUAAAGUUGACGCUGUACCCACAACAUGGUAUAACAAACAGAAUAAGCAAUGUUAUUGGCCGCCCAAGAAAAUGAGCCAUAAAAUUGCCGAAUUUAUAAAAAAUCAACGUGAACCCGAUGAGUCGUGGAAAUUAUUUGACGCAACGCUUUUGGGCGUUUACGAUGAUUUUAAAUACGCUCAAUAUAAAGCUGAAAAAGCGCAAACAACUGAUCUUUUAACCUCUAACGACGAAUCUCUAGUUUUAAGAAAGAAAAAAUGCACAAAAAAAUCUGAAAAGUUACGAGUCUCUCCUAUAUCUAGUAGCAGUGACAGUGAGAUUUCUGACGAUGAUUCGAAUGAAUAUCCAGUUCAAAUUGAUAAUUUUGAUGUUUCCACAAACAAGAAACGCGUGGCACAAAGAAAAAAUGAACAUAAUACAAGUUUUAUUGAAAUUGAUAAAACUAUAGAAGGUGAGGAAAAGCAGAUAAAAAUACAAUUGCUCGAAUUACAAGAAUGUCAAAAGCAAUAUCUAAAAGACAUAAAUCUCCUGCAUUUAAAAAUUGAUGCAAUUUCGGAGUCAGUUUCUUUAUUGGUAAAAAAUACAAAAACAAUAGUAAAAUCUACCAACUUGCUACAUGAACAACUGCCAAUAUUGAACUUACUUCCAAUGGAUUUGGAAGGAUUAAAUCAAGUAGAGGAGUGGUUACAAAAUGAAGAAAAUAAACAGAACUUGGUGGCAGAAUUAAGCAAAUUGGGCGGACCAACCGUGAAGGAGGUUGUGAAGCGAGUCAUGUAUAAAUUAUUUCAAAAUUCCUUAGGCAUGGAAUACUCCUGGGAAGGCAAAAGAAAGAAAAAAGUUUUUAAGUCACUUUUGAUUUCUUCAGUAAUUAUGGAUGUUGUUCGCGCAAAUAAAAAUACAGCGGAUUGUAGCGAAUACGAGAUUAUUGUAAUAAUAAAGUCAUGGCUUGUUAGAAGCAAGGAACGUUUUUAUAAUAAUACUCUAAUAAGGAACGAUGCAUCGAAACAGGUACAAACUGAACAACAACAAAAAACACAGACUGCACCAAAGAAGGCACAGACUAAACAAAAAAACGCACCGACUGAAUCGAAAGAAAUUGAACAAGAGGAAACGUCUAUUGAACGGACUUUAUCGAAUGAAGAACAAAGAAAUGAGUAACUCUUUGUUUUGUAUGCGUCGUCUAACUCUUUUAUUUAAUUUUUAUUCUUAAAAAAUUUUAUGCUUUUUUUACGUUUGUAACGUUUACAAUGUUAACAAUUUUUUUUUUUUCAAAAAACUUUAUAUUUUAAGUUUAUAUUUAAUACUUUAUAUAUAUUUAUAUAUAAUUUAUAUAUAAAAGUUUAUAUAUAAUACUUUACAUUUUAAGUUUAUUACAAAAUUUAAAAUUUUACGUUUAUAUAUUUUACUUUAAAAAAGUGUAAUAAAAGUACAAUAUUAUGUAGAAAGUAUAUUGUUUACAAUAUUCCAUUGAAGCAAAUUAAAAUGAAUUAAAACAAAUAAAAUUUAUUUACUUUCAUAUUACCAUUCAUUUGUAUUCUCGUAUAUUAUUAUAUCUUAAUAUUUGCUUAUAAUUAGGGUCCGGAUUUUCGUGCACGCAACCCGUGCGCAAGCGGAGAAUUGCUGCGCUACACACGAGAGAGUCGACCGCGCUACGCCGGUUAUCUUUUUUCAGCUGGCGUAUAGCGCAGCGGUUCUCUGCUCUUGGCUCCGUGCACGAAAAUUCGAACCCUACAUUAUAAUUUAAAUAAUGAAAGAAUUAUAAGUUAUACUGCGGUUCAAUUCUGUACGCCUAUCGACAACUAUCGGUGUCGUUACGCAGGCUUUUUGCCAUAUAAAAUAUCUGCGCAAUGACACCGAUACUUGUCGGUAGGCGGUACAAAAUCGAGACCCUGGAAUGUGCUAGACGAAUAUAACAAUUCCAAGAUAAUAUACAUUGCAUAUACAAUGUAUAUACAUCUAUGGAUAUUGAAUGUCCAUUGGAUAUCCACGAGAAUUGAAAUUAAUAUCCAUUGCAUAUUUAAUGUAUCUUCGAAUUGACUCCAGCAGAGAUCCAUUUCACGUCCAUAGAAUA
Molecule: messenger RNA, 2569 nt
Organism: Monomorium pharaonis (pharaoh ant)
Lineage: Eukaryota; Metazoa; Arthropoda; Insecta; Hymenoptera; Formicidae
Exons: 7
Coding region: 466-1656 (396 amino acids)
Source: RefSeq, a predicted model, not a curated record